Messenger RNA from Lineus longissimus, 4347 nucleotides. Its product is annotated as circularly permutated Ras protein 1-like. Lineage: Eukaryota; Metazoa; Nemertea; Pilidiophora; Heteronemertea; Lineidae. Bases 149 to 2497 code for a protein of 782 amino acids. The transcript has 15 exons. Gene Ontology annotation, molecular function: SNARE binding; zinc ion binding. The record is from RefSeq and is a predicted model, not a curated record. Gene Ontology annotation, biological process: COPII-coated vesicle cargo loading; intracellular protein transport; endoplasmic reticulum to Golgi vesicle-mediated transport. Gene Ontology annotation, cellular component: endoplasmic reticulum exit site; COPII vesicle coat.
GGUUGUCAAACUUAUUUCGCUUUUGAGGAAAUGACUUUGAAAUUUGGUCAUUAUUGACCAUUUAAGGAUAUUUCCUUCCAUAAAACAGUGCAAACGUGUUUUAGGAUAUCUAUAGUUGAAUAUAAACUUGCUGGUAAAACGAUCCAAGAUGGACUUUGCGUCAAAUUACAUCUUGAAUUAUAAUGUUUCGGAUGAUGAGUGUGUUUCUGAUGAUGAGCUGGAGCAUGGAAUGACACUCAGUGAUGAUUCCGAUGACGAUCAUGAAUAUUAUGACCCCAUUUUUUCAAAUGCACCAAGUACAGUUGCAACUGAUUGCAGUCCUUCAUCAAGUACAUCAGUCCCCAUUUAUGACAAUGUGGAAGAGGACGCUGCCCUUGGCCUGGUUGGGCCUCCCCCACCUCCACCACCACAGCAGUCCUUGAGGGCGCGGUUCUUCAAAAAGGCCAUGUCAGUUGGAUCCAGUUCCAAGUCGUCUGCCUCCAAAGUUGCUGAACACAAGGAAAGUGACCACAAGAAGAUGAGGAAAAUGACAAGGAAAAAGAGCCACUGGAGAAGUGCUCCGAACAGAGAUGCAGUCAGAGAAGUUGAGGGUGUUGGGGGAAAGAAAUGGCGUCGUGCAGACACUAACAUUGUCUCUUUAAAGUUUGGGACAUUGAUCAAACCGAGCCAGAUGCAUACCGGAGAUCCCGUAUAUUGUAAAGAGUGCGGCGGAUUAUUGUCACAUGUUAGUCACAUCGAGACAGACCGAAGUGAUCAGGUUUGGUGCUGUGAGUAUUGCGAUGAGAGGAAUAUCGUUGAUGUGAUACCAGAAGAGAAGCCACAGCAGGGAGACGUGACAUUUAUGCUGGAGCCGGCAUUGACAACAACCGCUGCGGGGCGAUCCGGGACAGACCAGUCUCUCAUCAUUUUCUGUGUUGAUGUUUCUGGUAGCAUGUGUGUCACUACAGAGGUACCUGGGAAACUAAAACUACGAGGAACAAAUGCUCUGCAUCGAAUGCAGUCGUUCAACGAGGGCCACGAGGAUCAACAUUUACCUGGCGAGAGGAGGAACCUGACCUAUGUCUCUCGUCUUCAAGCCAUGCAGGCAGCAGUAGAUUUCCAGAUCGGCGAGAUGGCUAAGGAACACCCGAACAGACGAGUGGCACUAAUCAGCUUUAAUAAUGAGGUGAAUGUUAUUGGAGACGGCAGCGAAACUGAAAUCACCAUCGCUGGAGACAAACUGACACAAAAAGAGACACUUUUUCAACUGGCAUCAGAAUUAAAUCUCCCACAGGCUGUUAAGGCAAGCAGACAAAUCCUUGGAGAAAAAGUCUUCAGCUUGGAGGAGGGAGGAUCAACAGCUCUUGGACCAGCAUUGGUCAUAUCUGUUGCCAUGGCGGCCCAGUGUCCAGGGUCAAAGGUAAUCGUGUGUACGGAUGGCAUGGCUAAUGUCGGCCUUGGAAACCUGGAUAAUGUCGUAAACGAACAGCAGCUGGAAGACUCGGAGAAUUUUUAUACGUAUGUAGCUGAGACAGCUAAAGAGAAGGGUGUGUCUGUGUCUGUGAUCAGUAUCAAGGGUACAGACUGCAAACUUGUUGAACUGGGGAAGAUUGCUGACAUUACUGAGGGACAGGUGAAUAUUGUGGAUCCUCUGAAACUGACAGAAGAGUUUGGCAACAUCAUUGCAAAUCCAGUGAUCGCAACAAAUGUCAAAGCAACUCUUGUUUUACACAAAGGAUUGUACGUUCGAUACGAAGAAACGAAUGAAAGUUGUGUUUCUAAAGAAAUCGGCAAUGUAACAGCGGAUAGGGAAAUCACAUUUGAGUUUGGAGUGAGGACCGCUGCAGAAUCAAAACCACAACAACCACUGGAUGAAAUAGCAGAAAAAGAUGAAACUCAGGAUGAAGGAGCAUCUGCUAAUGCUUCUAACCCUGUGGACACGCUGAAGGAGCUGCCAUUCCAAAUCCAGAUCUCCUACACUGAUAUGGAGGGCAAUAAAGCCUUGAGACUCAUUACGAAGACAAGACCAAUCACCAAGGAUAGGCAGUUAGCAGAACAAGAAAUCAACAUUGCCCUUAUUGGUACCCAUACUGCUCAGUUGGCGUCCAAGUUUGCUGUGGAAGGAAGUUACUCCAAGUCCAGGCUGACUGCCUUUAUGAACCAGAGAAUGGUAUCAAGAUACUCACGAAACAACAGGGAAACUCGUCCAGAAUAUGACAUUUAUGUGAGGAACAUACAACCCCUGGAGCGGCAAAUAGGAAAUCAGCAAAGUACUGAGCUCCAGUUGCACGGGCAGACUCACAGUGACUCUGAGGGUGACAAUGAGAUGGCAGAUGAUAGUAAUGAUGAGCCACAAGCCAGUGGAACGGUUGAGACGGAUGGUGCUCCAAAAGCCAAGAAGAAAGGAAUUCUAGCAAAGAUGAAAAAGUCAAGAAGUCGAAAGUCUGAAUGUUCAGAUCAGAUGGCAAACCUUAACUACGCAAUGAGGAAAUUCAAUAGCAGCAACUUCAAGAAAUAAUCAGGAGGGAUAGAAAUGUUCUCCUGAAGGCCUGAUUCCAUGCCAGCGGUUUAUAUAUACCUAGAAAACUUUGUCUGCAAUAUUUGAUUUAGAAAUUUUGCCCCACUGGAAUGACUGUAGAAUUGGAAACUGUCCUAGUGGAACUAGACCUUUAAUAGUCUUCUGAUAAAGAAGUGACCACCUGGUGCACCUGCGUUCAAAGAAAGAUGCAAUUUCAUACAUGUUCAAGUCAAAAAGCUAAAUACAUGUAUUAUAUCACAGUAGAACUGUGUAAUGUGCUUUUGAUAUAUAUUCAAGUCACAUAUUUGAUGAGUUUUUAUGUUGUUACAUGUAUAUUCAAGAAAUCAUUUCAGAAUGUUCAUAAUUUUUGUUACAUGAAGUAAAUUUUGCUUUUGAAGAUGUUUCGCAAAUUAAUUUCUUCGCUUUAAAAUAAUUCUGAUUACAUACAGUAUCUGUAACCAAUAAUCGAAAAUGAAAGUAUUCGUAAUUCACCAAAAGAUGUUCUUCACACAGAGCAUAAAAUGUUUGUGUAAUAUAUCUUGUCAUGGGCCCAAACCUGGGCCAUGACACCCUAGUGGUGAUGAGUUUGCCACUUGUAAAUAAAGGAAUAAUACACGUAUGUCUGUAUAUGCUGGAUGUCGUACUUAAACAUGUAAAAGGCCACUGCUAUAGGCAGGAGCAAGGUGGGCCAGAUUAAGUUGAACAAAGUUGUCAAUAGAUGUCUCCUUUAUCUCACAGUUCAUCAGUCCCUUUUGCUGGUAUAAAGAUGACUUUUAAGACAAAUGCAAACCAGCUCCCUAAAGUGCCCCUGCUUAACUGUACAUAUAGGCACCUGGAUAUAUAUUAGUCAAUUGCAUAUUGGGAACCUUGCCCCCAUCUAUUGUCCUCCUUUAAUGGUAAGGAACAAAUUUUACUUAUUCUUGAUAAAAUAAGAGAUAUUGAUACAUAUAUCUAAGAUUUGAUCAAAAGGUUUUUCAUAUACAUGUAUGAAAUAAAGAGGUAAGGUUAUUAGAUUUGAUAUUGUGAUAUAGCUGUUCUUUUAUAAUUAUUGUUAUAUACAUGUAAUCGAGAUUGUACUACCAGGCUGACAAAUAGAAUCCCUUGUGAUUUUGCGAGAUUAAAAUCAUUAAAGGGAGAACUUGGGUGUGAGAUUUAUGUAGUUAGAGAUCAUACACGAUACACCUAGUUGCCACCAUGUCAUACAACCAUGUACCAUCACACUAAUCGUGCUGAAAGGAAUUAUUUCACCAAUGUUGGUCAGGCAGUUUUAGAAAUAGUUUGUGUAUUUCAGGUAGGAUGUAAUUUCGUUCUAGUGUGUUUAUUGCAAUUGACGAUUUUUCCACGAUCGCGUUUGGAUAAUUCACGAUCCUGCUGGAAGCCAUCUUAGUAUAAAAACCAUCUCUUCUCGCACCCCCGCUAUGCUGGUUCAUGGUAGUACAUGUAUGCGUCAAAUAAUAUACAUUGUAAUGUGUUAAUUAUGUACUUAGAGUUAUGUGUUACUCUUCUUGUGCCAUCCUGAUGAAUUUCUACCCAUUUCAUGUGCAUUGUUGUUCAAAUAAUUUUCAAAACUUUUUCUUCAGGCAGCCUCUGUUAAUAGAGAGGAAAAGAGAUUAUCAAUAAUUUAAUGAAUGUCAACAAUGUUUUUGUUUUUGUGUCCUCAAAGGCUAACCAUAACAUCAUUCAGACAAACCCAUUCAUACGGCAUGUGAUAAGCCUUGUGCUCUACACAUGUCUCUUCAUGUACAUGUACAUACAUGGAUGUACAUUUUAUAAAAGUUGCAAAUCAAUUUGAAAAUAUGUACUUGUACAGAGUUAAAAUUUCAUUAAAGUUAUGCAGAUAUUAACCUUAA